AUGAAUGACAUAAUUUCACAAGAUAAUCAAAUAAAAUCUAAGAACUUUGUAACAAUUUAUACUAUCCGUAUGUAUUUAAAUGGAUUUAUAAUUGGAUAUGUUUUCAGAAAAGAAAUUUAUAAAAACUUUUAUAUCCAUAAGAAUGAUAAUAUAAUCUUUGAUAUUAUAAAAAAAAACAAAUUUUCAUCAAUUUAUAAUAACUAUAAAAAAUCGACAUAUAUAUCGAAAAUUACUUUACGUUACAAAACAAGAAACUAUUUAUUUAAAAACCUAAAUCUAUAUAAUAAUAAUCAAAAUUAUCAACAUAGCUACAAAACGAUUUUAUUUCAUAAAUUACCCUAUUUGAAAAGAAAUGUUCAUAUCCCCAAUUUUUUUGCCGUUAGAUUAUCAUUUUGGACAUGCAUAUGUUCCACUUUAUGUUGGCAUUUAAACAAGCGGAUAGACAAUAUAGCCAUUUCCUCCACCCUUUCUGGGCUUAUAGCUUCAUCCGUAAAUAAAACAUUUUUUAGAGAAUCCACAAAAGUUUUUAUUCCUAAUUGGUUUGGAUGUAUCAUUAGUUAUGCUAUUUUUAUUUAA
This is a messenger RNA of Plasmodium vinckei vinckei, 576 nucleotides long. Its product is annotated as shikimate dehydrogenase, putative. NCBI's taxonomy places the organism in Eukaryota, Apicomplexa, Aconoidasida, Haemosporida, Plasmodiidae. Bases 1 to 576 code for a protein of 191 amino acids. The record is from RefSeq and is a predicted model, not a curated record. The transcript is spliced from 4 exons.